AUGCGAGAUAAAAUAGAAAAAGUAUGGCUUGAGUUCCAAGUACAAAGUGCAAUAGAGUUAGAGACAAGUAUAGAAAAACAAGCGGAACAGAGAGAUGACUUCGAGGACUCCUUUUAUAAGAUAAUGGCCGAAAAGUUCAUUAAAAAAUCAGAUGCAGUUGAAUUACCCCCGCUCACAUUACCAGUAUUUUCUGAAAUAUUUAAUCAUACAAUAACGCGUGAUGAAACCGGCAGAUUUAUAGUAAAAUUACCAUUUUGUAAUCAACCAACUGGUCUCGGAGGUUCUUACGAAAUAUCCAAUCGUCGAUUGUUAUGUUUAGAGAAAAGAUUUAAGAGUAAUAUAAAAUUAAAGGCUGAAUAUUCAAAAUUUUUGUCAGAAUACGCAAGCUUAGGACAUAUGACGGAGAUAAUUGAUGAAAAGGAACAGGACAAGUCAAUAUGUUGUUAUUUACUUCAUUAUGCGGUGUACAAUGAAAAUAGCACUUCUACUAAAAUCAGUGUGGUAUUCGAUGCAUUGUGCAAAACAGCAUCGGGUGUAAAUUUAAACGAUUGUCUAUUAAAAAGACCAACUAUUCAAAAUGAAUUAAUAUAUAUUUUAGCCAGGUUUCGCACACAUAAGUUUGUUUUAACUAGUGAUAUUGUAAAAAUGUACCGUCAGAUAAGAGUCACAGAAGAGGAUAACAAGUAUCAACAAAUCUUAUGGCGCGAAAAUCCAGAAGAUGUCGUUCGGACGUUUAAAUUAGAAACCAUAACGUAUGAUACAGCACCAGCUAGUUUUUUUAGCUACUGCUUGUUUAAAAAGUUAGCUGUUGAAGAAAAAACAAAUCAUCCCAAGGCAUGUGAAGUAUUUGGUUGUGAUUUUUACAUGGAUAAUUUACUUACAGGAGCGCAAUCUAGAGAAGAAAUUGUUAAUUUACAAGGUGAUCUUAUUGCUGUAUUCAAAAAAGCUGGAAUGGAGUUGUUAAAAUGGACGUCUAACAUACCUGAUUUAUUAAGUGAAAGUAAUGAUCAUAUGAAGGUAAAAUUAAAGGAAACAGAAGGUCUAUUAAGUUCAAAUUCAAAGUUAAAUAGAGUUUUAGGUUUAUUAUGGGAAGUGCUAAGUGAUGUUUUUAAAUAUAAUGUGUUAAAAAUGACGGAAGAUAGUAAUGUUCCAAAGAGAACUAUUUUAUCUUAUAUAUCAACGAUAUUUGACCCAUUAGGAUUAGUCAGUCCGGUAGUUUUACGAUGUAAGCUACUGAUACAGAAAUUAUAA
This is a messenger RNA of Daktulosphaira vitifoliae (grape phylloxera), 1251 nucleotides long. RefSeq lists its product as uncharacterized. The record is from RefSeq and is a predicted model, not a curated record. The transcript has 2 exons. Bases 1 to 1251 code for a protein of 416 amino acids. Lineage: Eukaryota; Metazoa; Arthropoda; Insecta; Hemiptera; Phylloxeridae.